AUGCAAGUCCCGAGGUCCUUCAAAUACAGCUCCUCUCCGCCCAUGGCCGACGCCCUGCACGAGAGACCUGCUCGACGAUCGCCCACGCGCAAACCCAAACCCGACGUCAACGUUACCUCGAGACCUGUGUCGCCUGCACGAACGGAAUCAGAACCUGUGGCUAUCCCUUCGCCAAAGUCUACAAAUGCUCCGGCAUUCGAACCCUCGCCUGCAGAUCAGAGUCACGAGAUGCCGAAUUACAGGAGCCAAACCUUGCCUAUCGGUCGCAGGAAGCCAUCAUCAGCACACGACCCAAAUGCGCUUCCACCGGCGGUAGCCGCACUGUUGGCAGUGACUGCCAUCCCACCGCGAAAACCGAACCGCUAUCGCAGGAGACCUGGCAGCGACCGGCGCAUUUCUAUUGAGGAGUUGAUUCAAGAGUGGAAGAGCGAUUCAUCGCUCAAAUCGACCAGCUAUGGCAGUCCAGCGUUGAAUGUACUGCUUGAGGACACAGAUUGUGAGGAUGAGGAUAGCGAGAGGAGGGACAGCGGGCCAGAUCCAGCGUUCUUGAACGCGAGGUCGGCUUCAAGCGAGUCGAUGCCGUCGCUGGAGGCAGACGAUCGAUCCGUGCUUUCAGUGGGUAGCCCUUCCACGCCUGGUUCAUUGCGAAGUCGCAAGUCUUACCAGAACCUGAAGUCAAGGCCGCGCUCGCUGCCAACAGUCGAAGACUGUGCAUUUGACCAUCCGCUCGUGCCUCGGUCAGUACCCGAGGAUGACGACUUUCUGCUGCCUGUACAGAAACAGUCUGUUUCUGCAGCAAAGCCCAGAUCUUCGUUCAAAUCCAACCUUACCGCAUCGCUGCAGUCUUUGAAGAAAGCUGCUGUCGAAUCAAUAUCCUCCAUCGGCCGCGCGAGUUCAUCACCCGCGCUUUCCAGACAUGCGACCCCACCUAUCGACGACAUGCUCUGGUCGCAUCCAUUCCUAUUCCCUAGAUUCAGCUCAGAGAUCCGGCCAACAGUCGAUGGAACACCCUCAGAAGCGGAAAGGCGAUAUCUUAACCCAAUCCCGCUCACAUUCGAAGAGCAAGAAGCGCCCUUCCAGCAAGCUCUCCACGCCCCAUUCCUGGCCGAAGCCAUCGAAGACGCACCCACCAUCCAAUUGCAGACCUACAACCGCGGUCGCAGGCGAGGCAGUCCUAAGCGCGCUCCCAAUCCCAACUCAGAAGCCGGUAGAGCCCUUCUCGGCGCCACGGGUGUUAGGCAGCGCGAGGUGCGCGAGAAUCCGGAUUUCCUGCGCAUUGUGGUUAUGGAGAUGAAUAUGCGGCGGGAGGGGAAAUUGGAGCAGGGCAGGGCGAAGAUUUGGUUGCCUCCGCGGGAGGCCAGUCCGGCGCCGGAGACGACAGAACGGGUGCCGAGGCGGUGGGUGGGCGUGAGUGCGUAUUGA
Zasmidium cellare ATCC 36951 is the source of this 1422-nucleotide messenger RNA. RefSeq lists its product as uncharacterized. Bases 1 to 1422 code for a protein of 473 amino acids. The transcript has a single exon. NCBI's taxonomy places the organism in Eukaryota, Fungi, Ascomycota, Dothideomycetes, Mycosphaerellales, Mycosphaerellaceae. The record is from RefSeq and is a predicted model, not a curated record.